Messenger RNA from Magallana angulata, 1668 nucleotides. Its product is annotated as glycoprotein endo-alpha-1,2-mannosidase-like. The coding region runs from base 181 to 1554 and encodes 457 amino acids. The transcript has 4 exons. Lineage: Eukaryota; Metazoa; Mollusca; Bivalvia; Ostreida; Ostreidae. The record is from RefSeq and is a predicted model, not a curated record. Gene Ontology annotation, cellular component: Golgi apparatus. Gene Ontology annotation, molecular function: alpha-mannosidase activity.
GGCAAAUCGCUGAAGAUAUCAAUCACGGAAUGUUACGUAGAGUUCGAUUGGCUGGAGGGAUUCCAAGGACCCAAUUAAAACUUGCGUACUUUCAAUUUCGGUCGGUGUUCACCUAGAACGUUAACUUCCGGUGUUAUCUGAUUGGAAACCAACAAAACAUGGUAAUAGCGGAAAGAAGAAAUGAAAGUUUGUGGACAAAGAGUAUCUGUCUUUAAACUCUCCCUUUUAGUGUUUAUUCUCUUCAUUGCCUCCUCAUGUCUAUUCAUUUAUUACUUGGAUGUGCAGUGGACAACAAAUAAAAUGAACUUAAAUGAAAGUGGAAAGAACCAAGCACCAAAAAAUAAAAAUCGAAAUGAAAAAAUAGUUUUACAGGAGCCAGAAUCUGAAUAUAGAGCAAGUUCGAAAAAUCCACAACAAAUGAAUUCUAAUAAUAUAGUUCAAGAAUCUGUAUUGACAAAGGGGUCUAAAACUCCAGAACCCACUCAACUCCCUGUUAAUUAUGAUGUCCAUAUCUUCUACUAUCCUUGGUAUGGAAAUCCAGAACAAGAUGGAAAAUACUUCCACUGGAAUCAUCCCUAUCUUCCUCACUGGGACAAAAUUGAGGCAGCUAAAUGGCCAUCGGGACAGCACAAACCCCCUGAUGACAUCGGUGCAAACUUUUAUCCCCAGUUAGGUCCAUACAGCUCUGGAGACCCAGUUGUGGUAGAGGACCACAUGAAACAGGUUCAGCUCUCUGGAGCAGGAGUAUUGGCUGUGUCAUGGUAUCCUCCAAAUGAUGCUGACAACGAGGGAAAAAAUCCAGAUAAACUGAUUCCACUGAUAUUGGAUUUGGCUGAUAAAUAUCAAUUAAAGGUUGCAUUUCACAUUGAACCAUUUAAAGGCAGAGAUCAUCAGACUUUGAAAACGAACAUUAAGUAUAUCAUUGACACUUAUGGAAAACACCCAGGUUUUUACAGGCACUAUGACAGGAUUAAAAAGAAGCACUUACCUGUAUACUACAUGUAUGACUCUUACCUAGUCAAGUCCUCCAAUUGGGCCGAAUUAUUCACUCCUGGUGGAUCUAUAUCUAUCAGGAACACGGAAUACGACGGAAUAUUCCUUGGACUUCUUGUGGAGAGACAACAUAAAGAGAGUGUGGCAAGUGCUGGGUUUGAUGGAUACUAUACGUACUUUGCUACCGAUGGAUUUACAUACGGUAGUUCUUGGAAGAACUGGAGGGAGAUAAGGAAAUAUGCCAGAGGGAGGAGACUGAUGUUUGUCCCUAGUGUAGGUCCAGGGUAUAUAGACACUAGGGUCAGACCCUGGAAUGGCAAGAACACUCGGUCUCGUCAAGAUGGAAGAUAUUACAAAAAUUCUCUCCAAAAAGCUCUAGACAUUAACCCAUCUAUGAUAUCCAUUACGUCUUUCAACGAGUGGCAUGAGGGAACUCAGAUAGAAACUGCUGUUCCUAAAGCCACAGACUCUUUUACUUACAUAGACUAUGGCCCUGAAGGGCCGCAGUGUUAUCUCAAUAUAACACGACAGUAUGUCUCCAAAUUCAUAUCAGAAGACUGAGUGUCAAAUGAUUUGUGUUUUAUUAUUUAUACCGGGUAUUUAAGAAUUAUGAAUGCACUGAUUGUCAUGAUGAGAAUAUUUUCUGUACCAUAAAAAUAUUUUUAUUAAUUUUAA